AUGUAAAACAGUUUUUUGCAAUUACCUUCAUGGGGGGACGAGAUUUAGUGACGUUGCUCUGGAGUGGAACGUUUGAAAAUCGAAAGUGAUAGCAAGUAGGGUUUUAUUUUCCUCAUGGACCCUCAAUUUGUCUUCGUCGUGUUCGCAGACCAUCUCAGAUCAGAAAGUCUGUCUGAUCUGAUAAUAUAAUCAUUAGAAUUUACUCCGAAGGCUGGUGAACAUAUUGAAGUUUUUUCGGGAUAUUGGAGUUAUGUCGUCUCUUGGUCAAACUGAGAGUUUUUGAAGACUCUGCCUUUCAAAAAUCCAACCAAGCCUACCUUCUCAUGUACAAGAAGUGUGGUGAAGGCUUGAGAACAGCACAUUCACAGUCGCAAGAAUACAGUCAACCUACAAGAGCAGGAUCGAGAAGAGGGGAGAAGGGAUCAGAAGGGAAGAAACAUGAGCAGGCAGACAGUGGCUCAUCAGAACACUAUGCUACAUCCCAACUACAGCAGCACGAGAGAAGAUUUUGACAUUGGACAACGGGAAGUUGCCAUCAGAGAAGAUGAAAACCUCCAACAAACAAUUAAAGAACAGGAUCAAAAACCAGCAACCGCAACAGCGCACAAUACUGUACAAUCUAACUACUCCGAAAGUUACAAACUAUCCUCCACCAAAGGCAAUAUUGGACUGUCCUCUACAGAGAGGGUGCAACAGUCUUCCUCAACAGGGUCUACGAGCCGUAGUGGGCAUACUAAUGUGGGUGCCCAGAAAAACACAGCAAAGUCAGGAGGGAAGGGAUCAGGACGGGAGAGCAAUUAUGCUUUUAAUCACAAACAUCCUGACAAUUUCCCAGUAUCAAAUGAUAAUAGAGUAUCCCAAAGUGUCAAAUCAAGAAGUAGAGAGAAUGCUGCUCAACACACAAUGACUAAAGGACAGGAAGAAGAACAAAUGACAGCGUCACAUUCCGACAGUCACUUCUUCUAUUCCCAUGAUCAACAAAGGCUGAAUGUUCCUGUAAAGAAAGAGUAUCAUGGGUUGUAUAACCAAGGAUCAACCUGCUAUUUGAACAGUGUCCUGCAGGUCCUAUUUAUGACAGAGGAAUGCAGGAAGGCUGUGUUAAGUUUAAAUGCCCUUGGACAAUUUGACAAUAAUCUUAAGAGCCUAUUUAAGACUUUAAAGAAAGAGACGACUGACACAUGUAAAAUCACACCCUGUCUGGACAUAGGAAAGGAGUUCAUGCAAAGGGACGCAGCUGAGUAUUUUGAGAAGAUCUUAAACAACGUCCAUGAUGAUGUGUCCAAGGUGUUCAAUGGAUCAUUGAGACACACCUCCACCUGUUCAAAGAAUCAUCAAACAAGUGAUGAAGUUUGCUCCUUUUGGACACUGCCCCUCUCCUUGGAAGGGCCCUCAGGCGAACCAUACAGUGUGAUGGAUGGCUUCGAAGAUUUUUUCAAAGGGUCACCUACAACUAAAGACAAUAUGAUGUACUGUGAUAAAUGUGGAGACAAAAAAGAUGGACAAAAUACUUGUGAAAUGGAGAUGGAGCCAAUGAUUCUGACUCUGCUACUAAAGAGGUUUGAGUUUGACGACAGAUGGAGGUCAUAUGUCAAAAUCAGGAGAGAAGUAGAGAUACCUCCCACAUUAAAAACAAAUAGGAAUGUUCAGUAUGAACUGUAUGCAAUUGUGGACCACAGUGGGAGUUUAACUAGCGGACAUUACAGGGCUCAAAUCAAGUCCUACGAGGACCAGAAAUGGUAUGAGUUUGAUGACAACUACGUUAAACAGCUGAGAGUUUUUGAAGACUCUGCCUUUCAAAAAUCCAACCAAGCCUACCUUCUCAUGUACAAGAAGUGUGGUGAAGGCUUGGGAACAUCGACUUCACAAAUGCAAGAAUACAGUCAUACUACAACAGCAGCAUCAAAAAGAGAGGAGAAGGGAUCAGGAGGGAAGAAAGAUUGCCACAGUAGUAGUCAGCAUGAUACCGUACACACAGGGAAUAAAGGACAGGUAGAAAAAGCAAUUACAACCCAACCACCCCCCAUCAACAGCCCUGGUCAACAAAGGCUGAAUGUUGAAGCACCAAAAAAAAAACUUGGGACUUCGGUGUAGCUAACAUUUAAAGGGUCAGACACGACCUUCAGAGAUCUGCCUGCUAAUAAUUACUAUACUUUUUAGACCUGCAUUUAAACAUGAUCAGGUAAAAAAAAAUAUAUAUAUUUUGUUGUAAAUCCACUUAAUAUUUGAGAAUCACUUAUGAGAGAACUUGCCUAAAUUAUUUUCACUUAAAUAAUUAAUUGCAACUCUGCUCAAAUUAAUCUAACACAACCCUUUUCAUAGUUACACACAUAGUUACACAGUUUAUUGUUGAUUUAAUGUCUUAAUCUCAUUUAAUGCCAUGUAAGCUGGUGCGUUUUAGACUAACUUAAUAAGAUUUGUAUCAAAAUAAAUAAAGACAGAAUCUUUUAAUACAAUUUGAUACUUUUUUUGUGUUGAGUUAAGAAUUGUUCAAUUCAAUAAAUACAUCAAUGGUGAAAUU
This is a messenger RNA of Osmerus eperlanus (European smelt), 2518 nucleotides long. Its product is annotated as ubiquitin carboxyl-terminal hydrolase 47. The transcript has 13 exons. Gene Ontology annotation, biological process: protein deubiquitination. The record is from RefSeq and is a predicted model, not a curated record. Gene Ontology annotation, molecular function: cysteine-type deubiquitinase activity. Gene Ontology annotation, cellular component: nucleus; cytosol. Lineage: Eukaryota; Metazoa; Chordata; Actinopteri; Osmeriformes; Osmeridae. The coding region runs from base 439 to 2091 and encodes 550 amino acids.